AUGAUGAAUACCAAUACCAAUAAUUUAGUAAACAAUAGUGGUGUAAUAAUGAACAACGCUGCAAACAAUAUCGCAACUGCUUCUCCUUCAACUGCUAACAUCAACAACCAAAGCAACAUGAGCAACAGUAACAGCCAGUCCGUCUCUUCAAGAGACGAUUCAACUAUCGUAGGCCUACAUUAUAGAAUUGGUAAGAAAAUCGGUGAAGGCUCCUUCGGUGUCCUAUUCGAAGGUACUAACAUGAUCAAUGGCUUGGCCGUCGCAAUCAAGUUCGAACCUCGUAAAACUGAAGCUCCUCAAUUGAAAGAUGAAUACCGUACCUACAAAAUUCUACAAGGUACCCCAGGUGUGCCUUCCGCUUACUAUUUCGGCCAAGAAGGUCUCCACAAUAUAUUGGUCAUAGAUCUUUUGGGUCCUUCUUUGGAGGAUUUGUUCGAUUGGUGUGGCCGCAGGUUUUCUGUCAAAUCAGUGGUCCAGGUCGCCGUGCAAAUGAUCACUUUGAUCGAAGAUCUGCACGCACACGACUUGAUCUACAGAGAUAUCAAACCUGACAACUUCUUAAUCGGAAGACCUGGCCAACCUGAUGAAAAUAAAGUUCAUUUGAUCGAUUUCGGAAUGGCUAAGCAGUACAGAGAUCCAAAAACAAAACAACACAUUCCUUAUAGAGAAAAAAAAUCUUUAAGUGGUACCGCAAGAUACAUGUCAAUAAACACCCACUUGGGAAGAGAACAAUCUCGUAGAGAUGAUAUGGAAGCAUUAGGUCAUGUCUUCUUCUAUUUCUUAAGAGGUCAAUUACCAUGGCAAGGUUUGAAAGCUCCAAAUAAUAAACAAAAAUAUGAAAAGAUAGGAGAAAAGAAAAGAUCAACUAAUGUGUACGAUUUGGCUCAAGGUUUACCAAUUCAAUUUGGUAGAUAUUUGGAAAUUGUAAGAAAUCUAUCGUUUGAAGAAACCCCAGAUUACGAAGGUUACAGAGGUUUAUUAUUAUCUGUUCUAGAUGAUCUAGGAGACGUCGCAGAUGGUGAAUAUGAUUGGAUGAAAUUAAAUGGUGGCAGAGGCUGGGAUUUAACAAUCAACAAAAAACCAAACUUACACGGUUACGGUCAUCCAAAUCCUCCAAAUGACAAGUCAAGAAGACACAGAAAUAAAAUGCAUUCUCAAGCUAUUCACAAUAACUUGAAUCAACCACCACCACCACAACAACAUAUACCACCAAAUGAACCACCAAGAGCUGAAUACACUGAACCACCAAGCAACCAAUUCAACCCUCCUGGUAAAUUGGAUCCUACUUCAUAUGAAGCUUAUCAACAACAAACCCAAAUGAAAUAUGCUCAACAACAGCAACAAACUCCAAGUCAAGCCCAAAACCAGAACCGUGCUAAUGGUAUGAACUACCGUAAUAAUAACUUGCAACAAAGCAACUCCAACAAAUAUCAUUAUCAACAAGAACCAUCAACUGCUCAACAAAACACCAUGCAAGCUAACCAACAUCAAGUUAAGAAUACUAAUGACGUAGUUUCAUUGGAAUCAAAGAAGGGUUUCUUUAGCAAGCUUGGUUGUUGCUAA
Molecule: messenger RNA, 1563 nt
Organism: Vanderwaltozyma polyspora DSM 70294
Lineage: Eukaryota; Fungi; Ascomycota; Saccharomycetes; Saccharomycetales; Saccharomycetaceae
Gene: YCK2
Product: serine/threonine protein kinase YCK2
Exons: 1
Coding region: 1-1563 (520 amino acids)
Biological process (GO): endocytosis; signal transduction; peptidyl-serine phosphorylation
Cellular component (GO): nucleus; cytoplasm
Molecular function (GO): ATP binding; protein serine/threonine kinase activity
Source: RefSeq, a predicted model, not a curated record